This is a messenger RNA of Penicillium salamii, 1122 nucleotides long. The record is from the annotation of a GenBank genome assembly. NCBI's taxonomy places the organism in Eukaryota, Fungi, Ascomycota, Eurotiomycetes, Eurotiales, Aspergillaceae.
AUGCGGUCAGUACUAAGCCAUCCUCUUCUCUCUCUCUUCCUCCCGACUGUGUCGGGGAGAUGCCAAGUCCCCCCCCUGUCGCAGUGGGGUUCUUCACAUGCGAUUCAUGUGACAUUUCGACUUAUACGAGACACAGUGCAUUGUCGACGACGCAAAAUCCGAUGUCUUGUCGCGCCAGAUGAUACGGAAGGACGAUGCGAAAAUUGCAUCCGAUUGCGAAAGGACUGUCAAUUCUUCCCUGUCGACCAACAACCGCCUGUUGAGAAGAAAUCACGCCCAAGCUCACGGUUAGAAACACCUUCAGCUGAGCGCUCAGUCACUACACCAAUCUCUUCAUCCCCAAAUAACCUGGUUCCCGAUACCACCGAGACCUUCUAUCCAUACCCAACGAUGGCCAUGGAUACCCCCUCUGCUCCGGACAUGUCAACGUAUAAUGUUGGGAUGGUGCAAACUAACAUGAGCUUAACACCUGACCGACCAAUGGGACCUGCAGACUUCACUGGGCAUCAACCAAUGGACCCUGGAGUCGCAUGGGACGAAUUUACGACAAUAUCAGAUCCGCAAUUAUUGAAUACCAUGACGAACGGAAAGGGCCCAAUGAUGAAUAUGUCCCCCAAUAUGUGGACAGCAGGAAACAUUCCCUCUGGACUACCACCGCCCUCACCGAUAUCUGCAGCAUCCCCCAUGGGAAACCAAGCGCAGCCCAUGGCUCAAGCCCCAACAUACGCCAUGCAACCUGAUGGAAGUGUCUGGCAGGUACCUCCACCACCGCCACCCCGAACAAUGAGUUAUCCGGGCCAAGAAAUGGGCCAGUCCUACCCAAAUCAGUUCCAUCCUCAAAUGCCCCCCGAGCUCAAACGCAGAAUGACCACACCGGCACAGUCAUUGUCUGCCCCAAAUGCCAUGGCCGCCCCCAGUUCUCCAGGAACUUCCUCAAUGACCCCCGGCUCCGUCUCGUACCCACCAGGCAUGAACUAUAAUCAAUGGCAAGACAUGAGCGCUAUGUCCGGAAUGGGCGUCGUGCCUUACCCCAUGUAUGCCGGCGACGCAGUUCCCCAACAUCCAUACCCUACCAACCAUCCGAUGGGACACCCCGGGGCUUCAGGACGGUCCCCGAACUAA